AUGGGUUCCAACUUGCCUGCUCAACCAAAUCUCAGAGUCACAAGAUUCCCCGAUCCCUUUGCAGUAGCCACGGUUGGUGGUGAACAAACACACACUACGUCAGUGAUCAAAAAAACCCUCAACCCAUACUGGAAUGAAGUCUUUGACCUGAGAGUCACCGAAGAUUCCAUUCUUGCUAUUCAGAUUUUCGAUCAAAAGAAGUUCAAGAAGAAGGACCAGGGUUUCUUAGGUGUUAUCAACGUUCGCAUUGGGGAUGUGAUAGACUUAGACGUUGGCGACGAUGAGAUGCUUACAAGAGACCUGAAGAAGUCGAACGAUAAUCUUGUUGUUCACGGGAAACUGAUCGUUAACUUAUCCACGAACUUGUCAACUCCUGUUCCGCCACAAAACGGUUCCUUACGGCCUCCUCAAAACGCACCUCCAUCUUCAAACCUUGCAUAUCAGCAACAACUACGACCCCAGUCCUCUGCGUCGGCUGCUCCUGCCGCCGCUAAUCAAAUAACCAACGAUCAGCCAGCUGCUGCUAAUCCUUCUUCCAUGUUUCCCGUUCGCGCUCCCUCUGCUGCAACUCCCGCCACUGCCGGUCCACAAAUUAGUGGACCUAGUCAGACAGCAAAUGGAUCGACUCCUUCUAGGGCCAACCUGAGCUCAUUCGAAGAUAGCCAAGGCAGGUUGCCAGCGGGUUGGGAAAGACGAGAAGAUAAUCUGGGCCGGACAUAUUAUGUGGAUCAUAAUACCAGAACCACAACAUGGACACGCCCUUCACAACAAUACAACGAGCAAGCCCAACGCACCCAGCUGGAAGCCAACAUGCAGAUGGAACGCAGGGCUCAUCAAAGCCGGAUGCUUCCCGAGGACCGCACAGGCGCCAGUUCGCCAAACCCACCGGACUCCCAGCAGGCAGGAACUCCUCCUGGGGUUUCCAAUGCGAAUGCUGCUUCUAUGAUGGCCACGGGAGCUACGACAGCGGGCAGUGGCGAGCUUCCAGCAGGGUGGGAGCAACGUUAUACGCCGGAAGGCCGGCCGUAUUUUGUGGACCAUAACACGAGAACGACUACCUGGGUCGAUCCGCGUCGUCAGCAGUAUAUCCGCAUGUAUGGCCAAAAUGCUAAUGGAAAUAACACCACUAUUCAACAACAGCCUGUGAGUCAACUCGGGCCGCUACCAAGCGGCUGGGAAAUGAGGCUCACCAACACCGCUCGGGUGUACUUCGUUGAUCACAAUACAAAAACUACCACCUGGGAUGACCCACGACUGCCAUCGUCUCUGGAUCAAGGCGUUCCGCAAUACAAGCGUGAUUUCCGGCGCAAGCUUAUUUACUUCAGAUCCCAGCCGGCGUUGCGGAUCAUGUCGGGACAAUGCCAUGUCAAAGUCCGACGAGGUGCUAUUUUCGAGGACUCGUAUGCAGAGAUCAUGCGACAGAGUGCUUCGGAUUUGAAGAAGAGGUUAAUGAUCAAAUUCGAUGGAGAAGAUGGUCUCGAUUAUGGUGGCCUUUCCAGAGAAUUCUUCUUCUUGCUUUCCCACGAAAUGUUCAACCCUUUCUACUGCUUAUUCGAGUAUUCCGCACAUGACAAUUACACCCUCCAAAUCAACCCACAUUCCGGUAUCAACCCUGAGCAUUUGAAUUAUUUCAAAUUCAUAGGGCGUGUUGUCGGUCUUGCUAUCUUCCACCGACGCUUCCUUGAUUCAUUUUUCAUCGGCGCAUUUUAUAAGAUGAUGUUAAGGAAGAAGGUUACGCUGCAGGAUAUGGAGGGUGUGGAUGAAGAUUUCCACCGAAAUCUAACAUGGACAUUUUACGAGUAUACCAAGUCUGCUGACCUACCAAUUAGGGAACAUGAUAUUACCGGUGUCUUCGACGAGCUUACAUUCUCCAUUGACGAUGACCAAUUCGGCGAGAGGAAAACCGUUGACUUAAUACCAAACGGCAGCAACAUUCCUGUUACCAAUGAGAACAAAAAGCAAUAUGUUGAAUUGAUCACAGAAUGGAAAAUCCAAAAAAGAGUAGAAGAACAGUUCAACGCUUUCAUCACCGGAUUCAACGAACUCAUCCCCGCUGACCUUGUCAACGUCUUCGAUGAGCGUGAAUUGGAGCUCCUAAUUGGUGGUAUUGCCGAUAUCGAUGUGGACGAUUGGAAGAAACACACCGACUACCGCGGCUACCAGGAGCAGGACGAAGUGAUCCAGAACUUCUGGAAGGUCAUACGGAGCUGGGAUGCGGAGCAAAAAUCUCGUCUCCUACAGUUUGCAACGGGUACCUCGCGCAUUCCUGUUAACGGUUUUAAAGACCUGCAAGGUAGCGAUGGACCCAGGCGAUUCACCAUUGAAAAAUCUGGAGAGAUCACCGCAUUACCCAAAUCGCAUACAUGCUUUAAUCGUUUGGAUCUACCGCCAUAUAAGACAUACGAACAACUGCAGCAUAAGUUAUCCAUCGCCGUCGAGGAGACCUUAGGUUUCGGCCAGGAGUAA
This is a messenger RNA of Histoplasma capsulatum G186AR, 2466 nucleotides long. Its product is annotated as E3 ubiquitin-protein ligase pub1. Bases 1 to 2466 code for a protein of 821 amino acids. Gene Ontology annotation, molecular function: ubiquitin protein ligase activity; protein binding. Gene Ontology annotation, biological process: ubiquitin-dependent protein catabolic process. Lineage: Eukaryota; Fungi; Ascomycota; Eurotiomycetes; Onygenales; Ajellomycetaceae. The transcript has 9 exons. The record is from RefSeq and is a predicted model, not a curated record.